Molecule: messenger RNA, 3194 nt
Organism: Puntigrus tetrazona (Sumatra barb)
Lineage: Eukaryota; Metazoa; Chordata; Actinopteri; Cypriniformes; Cyprinidae
Product: adhesion G protein-coupled receptor E3-like
Exons: 19
Coding region: 24-2570 (848 amino acids)
Biological process (GO): cell surface receptor signaling pathway; adenylate cyclase-activating G protein-coupled receptor signaling pathway
Cellular component (GO): membrane
Molecular function (GO): G protein-coupled receptor activity
Source: RefSeq, a predicted model, not a curated record
ACACUGGACCACCAAAAUUGACAAUGACUUCCUCUUUUCAUAAAGGUUUCAUAAGAGCACCGACUCUCCUCUUUUGUAUGCUGUAUGUCUUUACCCCUACAAGACAACAAGAGACAAGCUCAUUUGCUAAUUCCUCUGACCCUUGCUACAACUACACUGUACUGGACAAUCCAUGGAGAGCCGUAAAUAAUACAAAUGCUUCAGUCGUGUGUGACAGGUCAGUCACCACCGGCUGGUAUCGUCUCUUCAUUAACGCCUUGAGUGCUCGUAUCCCAGACGCAUGUGUUGCACCGAAGAGCUGUGGCACCCAAAUCCCGCUGUGGAUUCGUGGUGGACACCCGACAGUACAGGACGGAGUCGUCACUCGAGAUGUCUGCGGUCACUGGGAUAAUUACUGCUGCUAUAUCGGGUCUUACCCCAUUAAAGUCAAAGCCUGUCCAGGCAAUUAUUAUGUCUAUGAAUUGGUUACUCCAACUACCUGCAAUUCAGCAUACUGUGCAGAUGUUAGCAGCAUUAACAUCAGCUCUACAGCCACCACACCAGUGACCAUCUCAACUGCUUAUCCCUCUGUUGAUCCCUGCAUCAGCUAUGCUGUGCUGGACGAACCAUGGAGAGGCAACAGCAGUCAGAAAUCAAACACAUACAUGUGUGACACCUCAGUCAGCUGGAGCGGCUGGUAUCGUCUCUUUAUCAACAAUGUGAGCGCUCAGAUCCCAGACACGUGUGUCGCUCGGUACAGCUGUGGCUCAGUAAUCCCACUGUGGAUUCCUGGAGGACAUCCAGCUGUUACAGAUGGAGUCGUCACUCGAGAUGUCUGCGGUCACUGGGACAAUUACUGCUGCUAUUACGGGUCUUUUCCCAUUAAAGUCAAAUCCUGUCCAGGCAAUUAUUAUGUCUAUGAGCUGGUUAGUCCAACUAAAUGCUCUGCAUACUGUGCAGCUGUUACUAACAUCACCAGCCCUACUACAACGGUCGCACCAGAGACGAGCUCAGCUGUUAUAAAUAUAACGCUGCCGGAAGGAUGCACUACUUCUCUAGAAUGUCUUCAGCAUCUUCUUGAGCAUAUCGAAAACAUUACGGCGGAAGAGCUUCCUGCGACUACUGUGAUGAAAAUUUUUACGGCGGUCCUCAAUUCUGUGGAGAGGAUUGUAGAGUCUUCAUCAGCAAGCACAACUGAAUUAGCCUCCUAUGGAAACAGUUUGUUAAAAGCCAGCGAGAAACUCAUCUCUACAUUAGUGAAGCCCACAGACACAAGCGACAGUGUCAGUUUUACUCUUCCUGCUGUAGAGGUAGAAGUCUUCAUGGUCGGACCAAAUGUCACCUUAGAUAAAAUACCUCAACUUGAAACAAGAAAUGCUUCUGUGGACAUCGAUCUUAUUGGGAUCGCCAAGAACAACAAUGAAACAAGAUCAGCUGCUGUGGCUUUCAUGAGCUACACUAUGAUGGAGAAUCUUCUGAAGCCAGACUUCUUCAACACAUCAAAUGACACGAUUAAAACCAUGCUGUCUACUGUGAUCUCAGCUACUCUUCCUAGAACCACCAACACUAAACUCACCAAACCAGUCAACUUCACCCUAAAACACAUCAGAGAGUUUGAUCCCAGUGGUUCUCUGUCCUGUGUGUACUGGAAUAUCAGCGAGUGGAUUGUAGAUGGUUGUUCUGUUUUAGAGACCAACAGCAGCUUCACUGUGUGUUCCUGUGUUCAUCUCUCCACAUUCGCCCUCAUCAUGCAAACCAGCCGUCCACCAGAGAGAGACUCACUGAUGGAGCUGUUGAAUAUGGUGUGUGUGAUCGUGGGGCUGGUGUUCUUCAGUCUGGCUCUGUUGACCUUUGCCCUUUGUCAGUGGAGUCCUGGAGUGAAUAAUGUGGCUCGGAUCAACAUCUGCAUCAGUCUUCUGCUGGCUCACCUUCUGCUUCUGCUCACACAGCAGUUCCUGAAGCUCAUACGACCUCAUCAGGAGUUGUGUGCCGUGAUCGCAGGCCUUCUGCACUUCCUCUUUCUCUCCGCCUUUGUGUGGAUGUUCAUUGAAGCCGUGCUGCUCUUCAUCUGUGUGAAGAACCUAUCACAGAUCAGCUCCAAAAAGAAGGAGGUGCUUAGCAGUGGAUUCCUGUGUGUGAUUGGAUAUGUGGUUUCUCUGGUUGUGGUGUGUGUGUCUGUCGGUCUGGUUCCUGAUGGAUACGGCAGUGAACACUGCUGGAUUAAGAUGGAUGAAGGCUUCAUCUGGAGUUUUCUGGGACCUGUUUGCAUCAUUCUAGCUUUGAACAUAAUUCUCUUUAUCUGCAUCAUCAUCAAUCUGUACUCGUCUCUGACAAAACUGAACGCUGAUGUUUCACAGUUGAAAAAUAACAAGAUUAUGGUGUUUAAAACUCUGGCUCAGUUUGUGGUUCUUGGUUGCUCCUGGAUUCUGGGUUUCUUCACUGAAGAGAGUAAGGAGCUGGAGAUCCUCUUCGUGAUCUUGAACUCUCAGCAGGGAACCUUCAUCUUCCUGAUCUACUGUGUCCUCAAUCACGAGGUCAGACAGCAGUACAGGAAGUUCUUCAGAUGUCUUUGCUGUGCCAAACAACCCUGAGGACUACGACGUCACGUUCAGAAAAUGAGUCCCAUUAGUAUAAAAUUAAUUCUAUCAUUAAGUUGUUUUAUUAGUCUCAGCAAAGAAUUUCACUACUUCCGUUUACUCUGAUAUAAACCUAUAAAAUAAUUCGAAGGGGCUGAAAUAAUUUCAUAGUACAUAGGAAUAUAAUAUGUUUUAUCACAAAAGCAUAUUUGUAAAUUUUUAUAUUUUCUGUUAAGCAAGCCAUUUAUAUGAAUAAUAAUGGUUACCCGUUACGCAGUAUCACCGGUUCAGCUACUGCCAUUAUACAAAAUAUUUAAGACAAGAAAAAAAAAAUUACAGAACGGAGAGGAAAAAAUAAUAGGUGCCCCACAUACUGUUUAAUAUCAACAAUGUGAUGCAACAUAAAUUAAAUUUCAGAGACAAAAGUUAGAACAAUUCAUAACAUCAUUUGAGAAAAACCGAGAGUUCAAUAUCAUUUAGAUAUAUAUAUAAAAAGAAAAUUUCCUGUAAAUUUGCUGUCUAGGUCAUUUUUUGCAUGUGCUGAUUCACAUACUUAGACGAGGGGUGAUCCAAGCAGGGAUCUCUUCGGGCAACUACUACAUUGUGAAUGACUUCUCACGAUGUUACCAAACGUCUCCA